This is a messenger RNA of Parnassius mnemosyne (clouded apollo), 3155 nucleotides long. The record is from the annotation of a GenBank genome assembly. NCBI's taxonomy places the organism in Eukaryota, Metazoa, Arthropoda, Insecta, Lepidoptera, Papilionidae.
GACAAGUCAAAAGACUGGUCAAUGGUCAUUGCUUGAAAGUCAUAUUCAACGGGAAAAUAAUUAAAUUUUUAUUGUAUUAUAUCGUCAUAUUAUAUUCAUAAUACAGUUUUAUUUCUGUAUUGCGUUUAAAGUAUUAUAGAUAAUUGUGUUUUAUUUAUUUUAUAGCAAUUUGGCGUCAUAAAAUCCCUUAGUCUCCCCAAUGGUACUUACGUAUUAAUUUUUAUCGUCAUGAUGAAGUGAAUAAACUCUUUUGUUUUGGUCUUCUUCCAGCUGGAAAAACAGUUGUUAACAAGGAAACAAUAUGGAGACUGACGAGGAGGUGGACCGGGGCAACCUGCUGGACGACAUGCCACCCAUUAACUGUGACACCACGCUAGAUGACAACGUCACUGCAGGACACAACGACAUUGGCGACAUGACAUUUUGUUUGAGCAACUAUGUUCCGGACUUUAUGAAGAUGCUGUUCACGAUGAGGUCCCAUCACAUGCUGACAGAUGUAGUACUGGAAGUUGGAAAUGAGCUCUUUCACGUUCACAAAGUUGUCCUCGCUGCGGGAAGCCCCUACUUUAAGGCAAUGUUCACAAGCGGGCUGAAGGAGAGCGAAAUGUCCAGAGUACGCCUGCAAGGAGUGUGCCCAUCCGCAAUGGCGUGGCUGGUGUACUUCAUGUACACGGGCAAGGUCCGUAUCACAGAGGUCACAGUUUGCCAGCUGUUGCCCGCUGCCACUAUGUUCCAGAUCACGAACGUGAUAGAGGCGUGUUGUGCGUUCCUUGAGCGACAACUGGAUCCGUCCAACGCCAUCGGCAUCGCCAACUUCUCAGAGCAGCACGGCUGCGUCAAACUAAAGCAGAAAGCGAAUCAGUUCAUCGAGAGGCAUUUUACUGAGGUGUGUCGAGAGGAGGAGUUCUUACAACUAACGGCUCCAGAACUCAUAUCUCUCAUACGAAAAGAUGAACUUAACGUAAGGGAAGAAAGGGAGGUUUACAAUGCAGUAUUGAGUUGGGUGAAGUAUGACGAGGACCGUCGCUAUCCUCGCAUGGAGCACAUUCUACAAGCGGUGCGGUGUCAGUAUUUAACCCCGAGCUUUCUCAAAGAGCAAAUGAACUCUUGCACGGUGCUAAAAAAAGUUCCUGCGUGCAGGGAAUACCUUGCCAAAAUAUUUAAGGAUCUGACAUUACAUAAGAAGCCUGUAGUUAAGGAGAGGAGGCCGAACACUCCGCGAAUAAUUUACGUGGCCGGGGGUUACUUUAGGCAUUCUAUCGACGUAUUUGAAGCUUUCAACCUGGACGACAACUGUUGGACGACGUUACCGAGGCUCACUGUGCCACGGUCGGGACUUGGUGCUGCUUUUCUUAAGGGUCUGUUCUACGCGGUGGGCGGGCGCAACACGUCGCCGGGCUCGUCGUACGACAGCGACUGGGUGGACGUGUACAACCCCGCCACCGAGCACUGGCGCCCCUGCAGCCCCAUGGCCACGCCCAGGCACAGGGUAGGUGUUGCAGUAAUGGACGGUUUAUUGUAUGCAGUUGGUGGAUCUGCAGGGUCGGAGUAUCAUAAAUCAGUUGAGUGCUACGACCCGGAGACGGACUCGUGGGCGCAGGUGGCGGCGAUGGGCAGCGCGCGGCUGGGCGUGGGCGUGGCCGUGGUCAACCGGCUGCUGUACGCCGCGGGCGGCUUCGACGGCGCGCGCCGCGUGCGCUCCGCCGAGUGCUACCACCCCGAGAACAACUGCUGGACCCGCGUCGCCGACAUGCACCAAGCGCGCAGCGGAGCCGGUGUGGCGGCUCUAAAUCAGUAUAUCUACGUGGUGGGUGGGUACGACGGAUCACAGCAGCUGUCCUCGGUGGAGCGAUAUGAUACGGAGCGUGACACGUGGGAAGUGGUCGCGCCCGUGCAAGUCGCUCGUUCUGCACUUUCACUCACCGUGCUCGACAACAAACUCUACGCAAUGGGUGGUUACGAUGGAACAUCAUUCCUGGACAUAGUAGAAGUGUACGACCCGACCACGGAUACAUGGAAGACCGGUACUCCUCUAACGUCCGUACGUUCGGGGCACGCCUCGGCUGUAUGCUACCAGCAUGUUACUCCGCAUGCAGAGUCCAGCGAGCCAGAACCCACAAUUAUAAAAAAACUGGGCAAGCGAUCCACUGGAGUCAAUCCCAGUACAUCGAGUUCUACUUCCCGAAAUGAUGAUAUACCAAUGGCGAACAAUAUUAUAGGAACGUUAUCGAGUAAUAACAGAUGUUGCUUAUAGCAUUGCGAUUGUUAUAUAUAGUUUGUUAUGAACAAGUGAAAUUGAAAAAUAUAUUUAAAUGUUUAAAUUAACAUGUUUAUAUUGUUCUUUCAGACUGUUUGUAUGUACCAAUUAAGUGUUGUUAUAUGUGUACAGUUGAAAUAAGUUAAAGUUUGCAUAAGUUUAAUUCCUUUUAACUAUAAGUCUUCAAAAUGAUAAUUCCAUGAAAUAAUUUAUUAAAGGCCUUAGAUAUGCAAAAUUAUUUUCUAUAUUAUAAACGGAUUAGCUUAAAAAAUUGACACUGCAUUUAAAAUAUGCUACUGUUAUUGAUAAUUCUUCAACGAAGAAAGACUAAUCUACAAAAUGGAUACCAAAGGGACUACUCCACAUUAAUUGUUGUGUGGUUGAUUCAGUCAUAUUCUCCUGCAUCGUAUAUUCCCUCGUAGCUUAAAAGUAUACUAAGCAUUUCUGUACCAAUAUGAGUUGUCUAGAAGUUUUUAUACUAAAUAUUGUUCAAAAAAGUUAUCGUGACCUUGAACAAAGGAAAACCUCAGUUGAGUGAUGCAGAUGGUUCAGAAUCGUCAAUGUGGCAAUGGGAAGGCCAAGUACAGAAGUGGACUUGUGGAUGGGCUAUAUGGCUAAUUUAAAAGGAGAGACAACUUUGUGAAUAAGGUGCUAUUCCUUUGAAAAUGUAUAUAUAUAUAUAUUUCCAGUCACACUCCAUUUACGUUAUGUUACUUAGUGUUAUAAGAAAGUGUAAAAAAAAACUCGAAUUUUAGUAAUUGCAAUGAACUGCCAAUUUUCAUCAAAAUAGUAGACAAUUAUUUUAUUAUUAUAUAAAUAUUUAAAUGUGUAGAAAAUAUUAUAAUUGUACAUAUAGUUUAGGAAUAUUUAUUAACAAAAUAAAGACUGUUAUGGGUAC